Messenger RNA from Morone saxatilis (striped sea-bass), 7022 nucleotides. RefSeq names its product FYVE and coiled-coil domain-containing protein 1-like. Gene Ontology annotation, cellular component: autophagosome; late endosome; lysosome. The transcript has 18 exons. Lineage: Eukaryota; Metazoa; Chordata; Actinopteri; Moronidae. The coding region runs from base 172 to 4623 and encodes 1483 amino acids. Gene Ontology annotation, biological process: plus-end-directed vesicle transport along microtubule; positive regulation of autophagosome maturation. The record is from RefSeq and is a predicted model, not a curated record. Gene Ontology annotation, molecular function: metal ion binding.
CAAUUUUACACAUCAAGUACGUCUUUUUCCUGACAAUUUAUUCCAUUUUGAAGUGUUUUUCUCUAUUUACAACCAAGCUGCGGUGGUCUGUAACAUAAAUCUGCGUGAAAUACGAGCUGGAAAUGAAGAGCUGAGAACAGAAUUUCCUGACUGCACUGCCCGUACCCCACAAUGGCCUCCUCCUCAUCAGUUGGAGAUAAUCAACUGCAGAGGAUAAUCAGAGAUUUGCAUGAUGCUGUGUUAGAGUUGAGUAAAGAACACAGGGAGUGUGGUGAACCCAUAACUGAUGACAGCGCCAACCUGCACAAGUUCUUCUAUAAACUGGAAUACCUGCUACAGUUCGACCAGAAAGAGAAGACAACCUUUCUUGGUCAGAGAAAAGACUACUGGGAUUACUUCUGCGACUGCCUGAUUAAGAUCAAGGGAGCUAACGAUGGCAUCCGUUUUGUUAAGUCCAUCCCUGAGUUGAAGACAUCACUGGGGAAAGGAAGGGCCUUCAUCCGCUACUCGCUCGUUCACCAGCGUCUUGCUGACACGCUGCAGCAGUGUCUUAUAAACCAGAAGGUCACAAGUGACUGGUAUUAUGUCCGGAGUCCCUUCCUCAAGUCUCACCUCACUGCUGACAUAAUCAACCAUCUUUAUGAGCUCAACCAAAUCCAAUUUGACGUGGCAGCCAGAGGUUACGACCUCGAUGCCGAUUGGCCAAGCUUUGCGAGGCGGACAUUAGGCACUGCCUCAUCAGCUUUCCUAUGGAAGCCUCCCAGUCGCUGCUCCAGCAUCAAUAGUCUCGUUAGCAGCUACGCACACUCACAGGCGCAGGAGGUUCACCCAAUCCCAGACUUGAGUCACAGUCUCCUUGGUGAACUGGUAGAACUGGGGGAACCUUCUCAUUGCAGCAUCUCAGAGAACCUCCGCAUUGAGCUGGACCAGUCUGAGCUCAGACAACAAGAGCUUCUAGUACAGGUUCAGGAGUUAGGCAAAGAGGCUGCUGAGCUGAAAGGUGUGGUUAAAGACCUUCAAGGCCAGCUAUUAGCAGCCCAGAAGUUCUCUGGCCACCCAGUGUCUACAACAACCCAAAGAAUCCAAGAAACAGAUAAUCAGGAGAGGGCAAAUCACCUUCAAACUUGUAGAGAAGUAAUAAACAGUGAACUUCAAGAAAGACUCACAGCUGCUGAGAACAAAAAUAUGGAGCUUCUCUCUAAGUUGGACAAGGCUCUUAAAGAAAAGGGACAACAAACAGCUAGCUACUGCGACUCAGCCUGGAAAAUCCAGGAACUCCUGGAUAAACUCAAGACAGCAGAGGAGGAGAGGUUGGAGGCAAAGAGAGAGGCUGAGGACAGGUCCAGGCACUCUGAGCGUCUGUCCCAGGAGCUAAAACUUAGGGAAGAAGAGUUGAGCAACAGUGAGGGGAAGUUGGCUGAAGUAAAAGCCGGAGCCCAUGAUGAACAUGAGGAGGCGCUCAAACGGUUGGAGGAACUCCAAAGUGCAGUCGGUCGAAUUCAGGGAGCGCUGACUUUGAAAGAGAAGGAGACGGGGAACCUGAGAGCCCAGCUUCAGGAUCUACAAGCAUCACUGGAGUGCAGGGAACGGCAAGCAGAGGAGUUGAGGAGAAGACUGCUGGAGGAGAGGGAGGAGGAAGAGCAGAGAUGUAGCAUGAGCAGUAGCGAGAAUGAGGAACUCGAGAGCCAGCUCUUGGAUGUAAGAAAAACUCUAAAAAACAGAGAGAAAGAGCUAGCUGUUAGUUCAGAGAGAAUCAAGCAUUUAGAGGAGCAACUGGAGAAGCUAAAUGUUGAGAAAGAAAGUCUGAGCUCUAGAUUUGCUGAUAAUGAAGAUGUUUCCUGUGAUCAAACCGAGAACCUUGAAGACUACAAAACCCAAUGCAGCAAUCUCAUGGAAUUAAAUGCAAAGCUACUCCAAACAGUUCAGAAGAGCGAGGGGAGCAUUACAGAGCUAACUGAGAGCAGGGAAGCCUUGUUAGACCAAUUAGCUUCUUUGAGAGCCUCUGAGAAGCACUUAAAGGGCAGAGUUGAGGCUGCAAAGAUGUCUGUGGAAGAUCGGGAGAAGAAGCUUCUGGAUGAAAACGUGUAUUUGGAGGAGACUGUCCAGAAGGUGCUUGUUCAGAAGGAAGCCUCUGAUGCUCAGUUAAAGAGGCUAGAGCAUGAGAACGAGGAGCUUCUUGAGGUUCAUUCCUCGUUGAAGAAACAGUUAGCCACAACUCAACAGGAAGUGGACUCACUCACUGCCAAAUCUGCAAAGUUGGACAAGAACCUCACAGUGUCCCAAAGAAGCCAAGCAGAUUUACUUGAAAAACUGCAGGAAACUGAGACUAAACUGAGAGAGCAGACUGUAAAAUGUGGUCUUCUGCAAGCUAGAGCGGAAGAGCUGGAGAGCCAGACUGGGGAGCUGCACGAUGAAAAAGGAGCUGCAGAGAGCAAUGAAAAAAUGCAGAAGCUUCACGAUGAGCAUCAGACAUCCUCAAUGGAAACCAAAGAGGCCCCGUUCAGGCUAGUUAUAGCUGAGGCUCAGUUGGAACUCAACCUAAGGGAGGUGCACCGGCUCCGGGAAGAGGUGGUGGAGCUCAGGGCUCAGCUUCUAGCAGGAACUGAGGAGAGGAUGAAAGUUCAGGCACUGCAGGAGGUGACAGAGUCCUCAAGAGAGGACCUCCGUGUCUUAGCCGAACAACUGAAAGCACAGGUGGAGGAGCUAAACCGCCGGCAUGUGGAUGAGAUUCUCCGGUCCCGGGAGCGAGAGGAGGCUCUUGUCCGGGAGCGUGAUGGUGAGGCUCAGGCUCGAGCAGGUCUGGCUGCAGAUGUGACAGCUUCCAGAGAGGAGCUCAAUAAACUAAAGCUGCGUUAUGAAACCUUGUGUCUGGAGAACAGUGAAUCCAGGGAGGCUCUCCAUAGAGCCAACACAGAAACAGCUGAACUUGGUGUGCAUGUGUGUAUGCUAACUGCUGAGAACGAAGAGGCUCGUCUGCGCUGGGAGGGCUUGUCAACAAGGUUGCAAGAGCUGGAGGAGGAGGCCACUCAGGAGGCAGAGAGGCUGAAUACCUCCAUGGAGCAGCUACGUCGGGAGAACCAGCGACUCCUUGAUCAGCUCCAUAACAAGGAGGGUUUGCAGGAGCUGCAGCAAGUGCUCAGCAAGGCCCAGCAGGAGACUGAAGCUGUGCAGCAGUCGAACCAGGAGGAGAUUCAGGCCCUCCGCUUCCAGCUCAGCAGCCAAGCCAUGAGCCACAGCAGCCAGCUCCAGACUGUGAAUCAGGGGUUACAGGAAGUGAAAUUACAGCUGAGGACUGAGCAGGAGAAAGUGGUCACCCAGGAGAACAAACUCAAACAGCUCGAGGCUGAGAAUCAGAGAUAUUGCCAACAGAUUGAGGAGAAAAACAUCCAGAUGGCCGAGUCUGAAAAUCUCAUCCAGCAGAAAGAAGACGAGAUAAUCCAUCUGAAAGGGAAUUUAUCAAGAUCUGAGGAUGGUCUAGCAAAGGCUAAGCACGCCUGUCAGGAGAUGAGUGAAAAUCUACGGAGAAUCACACAGGACAAACUGAGCUUUGAUUUCAAGACAGCUGCUGAACUUGAUGAUCUUUACCGCACCAAAAUCAAUUUGGAGGAAAGGCUUGUUGAGCUCAUCAGGGAGAAAGAUGCACUGUGGCAGAAGACUGAUGCGCUGGAGUUUGAGCAGAAACUGCGGGAUGAGGAGACAGAGAGAGAUGUCAACUACUGUCUGGGCUGUCACAGUCAGUUCAGCUGGUGGCUCCGCAAGCACGACUGCAGACUGUGUGGGCGUCCCUUCUGCUACUACUGCUGCAGUAACACAGUAAGCACCCAGCAGGGCGGCAACAGAGAGCGCUGCUGCAGGGACUGUUACAACCAGCACAGUGCGGUAGUUGAGCGCUAUCCACAGGAGGAAGUGAGUAACAGCACACCAGGGACACCUUUCAGUCGUUUGCUGCAGGCUGGAAGAGCUGUGACUAGUGUUUCAGGAGCAAAUGAAGGUGACAAGCUGGAUGAUGGUGUUUUUGACAUCAUCACAGAGGAGGAAGUGAGCGGGGUCUACGACAGUGACUCCCUCUCCUUUGCCACUGCCUGCUCUCCUGGAUAUGGACAGCAGGGGGCAGCACAGCUAAACAGCAGUGCCAGUGCAGGAGAGCUCACAUCAGAAGAUACAGAGGACCUCAGUGCUGCAUUACAGGAUGCAGAGAUCUGCCUGCUGAAGUCAGGAGAACUUACGCUCUCUGUCCGCUUCACGGUGGAUGACAUCUCAGGGUUUGGGGACAGCUCCCGAGAGCUCUUCAUCAAGUCCAGCUGUUACAGCACCAUCCCCAUCACUAUGAGCAAUCCUGGUCCGACUGUCACCUGGACGUUCACCUCUGAACCGAAGAGCAUUUCCUUCAGUGUGGUCUACAGGGAGAGUACAGAGACUCCGCUGGAGCAGGCCAAGGUCUUGAUUCCUUUGACUCGCUGUAACUCCCACAAAGAGACAAUCCAGGGGGAGCUUAAAGUCAGAAACCCCGGAGAAUACACACUCAUCUUUGACAACUCUUUCUCCAGGUUCAUCUCAAAGAAAGUGCUGUAUCAUCUGAGUCUAGACAAGCCUGUGGUCUACGAUGGAACUGACCUCCUCUGAACGUGACAAGAAGGAGGAGAAGCAGGUGCGAAACUGACCUCCGAAAUAAGCUCAUCAACAUGGUACGGAGUCUACUGACGUUUAGCAACCUCAAUGAAAGGUUAUGGCAUUUCAGUAACGUGUCUCUCGGCUAGCUGCUUGAUCAUGAGGCGUUAACGCAUCGGGUGAAUUCUGAUUAUGAGAAAGCUGAAACAGAGGCUGGAAACAAUGAAGUAAAACAAUGUUACAAUGUCGAAUGUGAGCAUGCACUACCUUUUAUAAAAGCUUGAUGUUGUAGUUUAAAUAUAGCAUAACGUCACUCCUACUGUAGGUGACUGGAGGAUUUAUGCAUAUUUGAAUGUGAAGAUUGUGCACAUGCAGGGGUCUCAACGCCUGCAGAUUUAGGUCCUGUACUCUUUUAUUGCAUCUUUGGAGACAUAAAGCCACGUUUUUGCUUUAGCCUGAGGUGCAAUUGUCUGAUAAAUCAAGGUCUGUUCUCAUUAUUUGCCUCAUUGCAUAAAGUAAGACUCCUGUCUUAUAAAAUCAGAUUAAUGUACUCGUGCACAACCGUAGAUUCAAAGAAGGAGUGGAAGAUGUGGUCUAAAUCCUUUUAUCACGGUAUCCCAGAAAAUGUAUGAAGAAACUGUUUAUGCAUUAAAGAACCAGUCAGAUGUCUCUUUUUGACCUAUGUAGGAAAUUCAUCUCUAACAAAUCAAGGUACUUUAUCACAUUGACGCAAAAAAACAAAACAUUAAACUACAAUAUUGCCAUCAAUCAUGUCCUGCUUAUUGAUAUGCAGCAAUACCCACAAUGGCCUAACACACCCAGAAAUAUUCAAGAAAGAGCUACCACCGUAUAAAUGGUAAAAUCUCUGACAAAAAUAUCAUCACAUAGUAUCUAUCGUUACAUAAUCCCGUUCUACUGAAAUAAAUGAGACGUGACUGGAAACAAGGUGUAAACUGAUAGGUAGGUAAAUUGUAUUAUUUUAGUUGCCUAAGCUACUUUGAGUUUGAAAAAUGUACUCUAACCUUAACUGAAUUUGUUUUACUAGCUUAAACGUACCAUUAGUGAACCAUCUGUAACUAACUCUUUGAACUGGUGUGUUGAUAUGAUGCUGUCGUAGAAUUAUAAACUUACUCAAUACUAUUUGUGUCCAAAGCAAAGUUCAAGUUCAUGCUCAUUUCAGAUCCAGUACAGUAUCUUAAAGAUUGUUGCCUUUUCAGCUGUCAGGAAUGAUGAGAAAUGGAUUUGUUGUGUUGCAGUCAUGACGAAGCAUUACAGGAAGAAGCAGGACUUCUGCUGAAGCUGCAAUAAAGCCGCAUCAUUCGGUUUAAAUUGUCUUCAGGAAACAGACUUUAACUGAAUGCAGUUUCUGAUUGAAAGAGGUCAAGAUUUCCAUGCAUGCAAACACUAAGAAUGUGCAUGUUUCCCCAACUUAACCCCUUAUAGGUUAAAAUAGGGAGCGCAUAUCAAAAUGUAAGUUUCAGUGCUUUAAAUACUGAGUUUUUACUUCAAACCUAACUUGAAUCAUCACUCAUGUUUUGACAAGCUGAUGAUUUUGUAUUAAAUUUAGUGAAGCUGCAAUUUGUCUUAAGAUACAUGAAGCCUUUAGAUGGAGAAAGGUUUGUUUUUGGAAAAACAAACAUAAUCAUAGGUUUUAUUUACAGAGGGCUUUUCUAGACGAGAGAGAGAUGUUUGUUCUCCCGUACAGUUGUGUACUGUUGUGCUGUGUGAUGUUACUUCUGCAGUGUGUCAAACAGAAACCUCAACAUACAGCCUUCACAUAAUACAAGUCCAAAAAUCACUUUUAUACUUCGAGUUGUCUUAUAUGGACGUUAUUAUUUGAAGGCUUUAAUGUUGAAAUGUACCUUUAUUUCACAAUCACCAGUCAUUUGACUAUACUGACGUAAAUAUACUGAAACACUGCUUUGCUUUUUGCAAAUUCCAAAAUGUCUUCCACUAUUUUAAAACCAUUUUGUAACUUAUAUUUUGAACAUGACAUGAGAAAGAAUAUUAAGAAAAAAUACAACUGACACUUUUUUUUACAUAUCUGAAUCAGAAGAGUGAUAUAUUGCCAAAUAUAUUAAGGAAACAUAUUUGUCUAUUUUAUUGUUUCUAUUUAUAGACAUUGCAACAUGACUGCUGUAUAAUGCACUUUUGAAAGGGCUUUUUGUCAGUCUGUAUCCUAUGAGCCUUUGUGCCAGUAAAUGAAUGUUUUGGGUUUUUCUUCACUUGUACCUAGUGAGUGUGUGAUUGUAGAUGUUUACUGCUGGAUUUGUCAGAGGGAAGCUUUCACUCUCUGACUUAACCUGUAAAUGAUUAUUGACGACAAAUGUUUUAUUGAAAUAUGAUUUACAUACUAAAGAUUUAUAAUAGAAUAAGAUUGUUGAGAAAUAAAUGAGGAUUGUGUGAUACCUUUA